Juglans regia (Persian walnut) is the source of this 2641-nucleotide messenger RNA. Its product is annotated as epsin-like. NCBI's taxonomy places the organism in Eukaryota, Viridiplantae, Streptophyta, Magnoliopsida, Fagales, Juglandaceae. The transcript has 9 exons. The record is from RefSeq and is a predicted model, not a curated record. Gene Ontology annotation, biological process: response to water. The coding region runs from base 160 to 2355 and encodes 731 amino acids.
AUAAGUUAGUCCAGAGUAAUCUAAGGUACACAACUCUUAUUAAUCCAUCCUAUAUCCGUGCAAAGAACAGUCGCAGCUGGCAAGCUUACCUUUAUACACUCUUUCUUUAAAAUUCUCAGCCUUUGCUUGUGAUUUUGUUUCCGCUUGUUAACCUUGAAAAUGGCACAUUUCCAAAACGAAUACGGAGCAGCCCAUAGCACAGAUGCAUACGGCGACGUUAUCCGCAAAGACGAAUACGGCAACGUGAUUCCUACGGACGAGAAUGCCAACCCAAUCCGACACAGCGGCACUACUCUCCAAGGUGGGCAGCAGCAGCAGCAGCGUCAUGAUCUUUCCACUGAGUACGAUGGGCAAGGCGGGAGAAGGAACAAGGGGCUGAAGGAGAAGAUAACAGAGAACAUACCUGGAGUUGGAAACAAUGACCAUCGAAAUGAUACAUCAUCUGCGACUACAGAUGCAUACGGCAACGUUAUCCGCAACGACGAAUAUGGCAACGUGCCUACGGACGAAUAUGGCAACCAAGUCCGCCACAGCGGCACUACUCUCAAAGGUGGGCAGCAGCAGCAGCAGCAGCGUCAUGACCUUUCCACCGAGUACGAUGGGCAAGGCGGGAGAGGGAACAAGGGGCUGAAGGAGAAGCUAACGGAGAACAUACCUGGAGUUGGAAACAAUGACCAUCGAAAUAAUACAUCAUCUGUGACUACAGAUGCAUACGGCAACGUUAUCCGCAAAGACGAAUACGGCAACGUGAUUCCCACGGACGAGCAUGGCAACCCAAUCCGCCACAGCGGCACUACUCUCCAAGGUGGGCAGCAGCAGCAGCAGCAGCGUCAUGACCUUUCCAACGAGUACGAUGGGCAAGGCGGGGGAAGGAACAAGGGGCUGAAGGAGAAGAUAACGGAGAACAUACCUGGAGUUGGAAACAAUGACCGUCGAAAUGAUACAUCAUCUGCGACUAUAGAUGCAUACGGCAACGUUAUCCGCAAAGACGAAUACGGCAACGUGAUUCCUACGGACGAGUAUGGCAACCCAAUCCGCCACAGCGGCACUACUCUCCAAGGUGGGCAGCAGCAGCAGCAUCAGCGUCAUGACCUCUCCACGGAGUACGAUGGGCAAGGCGGGAGAAGGAACAGGGGACUAAAGGAGAAGAUAACGGAGAACAUACCUGGAGUUGGAAACAAUGACCAUCGAAAUGAUACAUCAUCUGCGACUACAGAUGCAUACGGCAGCGUUAUCCGCAAAGACGAAUACGGCAACGUGAAUCCUACGGACGAGCAUGGCAACCCAAUCCGCCACAGCGGCACUACUCUCCAAGGUGGGCAGCAGCAGCAGCAGCAGCUUCAUGACCUGUCCACGGAGUACGAUGGGCAAGGCGGGGGAGGGAACAAGGGGCUGAAGGAGAAGCUAACGGAGAACAUACCUGGAGUUGGAAACAAUGACCAUCGAAAUAAUACAUCAUCUGUGACUAGAGAUGCAUACGGCAACGUUAUCCGCAAAGACGAAUACGGCAAUGUGAUUCCUACGGACGGGCAUGGCAACCCAAUACGCCACAGCGGCACUACUCUCCAAGGUGGGCAGCAGCAGCAGCGUCAUGACCUCUCCACGGAGUACGAUGGGCAAGGCGGGGGAAGGAACAAGGGGCUGAAGGAGAAGCUAAUGGAGAACAUACCUGGAGUUGGAAACAAUGACCAUCGAAAUAAUACAUCAUCUGCGACUAAAGAUGCAUACGGCAACGUUAUCCGCAAAGACGAAUACGGCAACGUGAUUCCUACGGACGGGCAUGGCAACCCAAUCCGCCACAGCGGCACUACUCUCCAAGGUGGGCAGCAGCAGCAGCAGCAGCUUCAUGACCUCUCCACGGAGUACGAUGGGCAAAGCGGGGGAAGGAACAAGGGGCUGAAGGAGAAGCUAACGGAGAACAUGAUACCUGGAGUUGGAAACAAUGACCAUCGAAAUAAUACAUCAUCUGCGACUAAAGAUGCAUACGGCAACGUUAUCCGCAAAGACGAAUACGGCAACGUGAUUCCUAAGGACGAGCAUGGCAACCCAAUCCGCCACAGCGGCACUACUCUCCAAGGUGGGCAGCAGCAGCAGCAGCAGCAGCGUCAUGACCUCUCCACCGAGUACGAUGGGCAAGGCGGGAGAAGGAACAAGGGGCUGAAGGAGACUGGAACGGAGAACAUACCUGGAGUUGGAAACAAGGACCAUCGAAAUGAUACAUCAUUUCCGACUACAACGAAUCCUGCUACGAUGGCUGGCCGUUACGGUACUGGGGAACAGGCGCAGCUUCAUCAGCAUGCAGAGAAGAAGGGUGUGAUGGAAAAGAUCAAAGAGAAGGUGCAUAGGUGUGUGUGAAAUGCUCCUUUGUAACUUAGGAUUAGACUGUAUCCUAAUUAAGGUCCAGAUCCGGUCCGUAAGAGGUUUGCUUAAUUACAGGCUAAAGCACGUCUUUAAUAAGAGAUGCGUACGUGCAUGCAUAUGCUGGGGUGCGUGUUGUAUGAGCACAGUACUCUUCUAGCAUAAUAAAUAUUAAUACUGGCAGCUUAAUGUAUAUAUAUUGAUGUACUUAGUCUUUGGUUAAUAUGUUAUGUCGUGUAUAUAUAAGAAUAUUAUACUGUCGGGCUUCAGCCAGCUUUCCUAA